GCCCCGAGAGGUACCGGUGUGUAAGUGGUUAUGUGUAAGCGGAUCCGGAACAAGAGGCCUUUGGUCAUGUGUAUAAGUCUUCUGCAUGCCCAACAUCAAUUCCACCACCCACACGCAACGAAUAACAUAAUCCGGUCCCAAUCAUAAACCCCUCUCGUGAACAAUCCAACUCGAACAACAUGACGGUACCCAACUCCUAUUUUGUUCCAGGCUUUGGUAUCUCAAGAGCCGUCAUCCAGAACGAGAUCCGAUACCAUUGCGGCCCGGAUGCGAUAGUGCGUCCCUACACUUUCCAGGGACGUGACGGCUUUUUGAUCACGACAAUUGGGCCUCCACUAACUAAGGCUCAGAUCGAGGAUCUGAAGAUGUCUUCUCUCGAAUACGAAGAGAAGCAAUCUCGUAUUGCUGACGAGACUAAUGUCUUCGUAAACGCACCCAUCCCAAUCACCCAACGAAUACGACGAAGCACCUGAUACGGUGCAAGUGCCAGCCGUGACUUUGACACUACGACCGGGUCCUCGAAAAGCUUCUGUCUUAUACCCCGUACCUUGGCAGAUGUAUCAUGUUCUCUUUGCCGGAGUAUGGAUUUAGCGCGCAUAUUGCCUCUGGGUUGGCUCUCUGAUGAUCUUAUUAUAUGCGUUUUAGUUCCUCUGAUGACCUGGGAUUUGGAGUUUGGUUUUCCAAAGAGUUGAUCUUUUCCGAUGAAUAUUUAUCUGCCUGGACAAGCUGAGAAAGUUGUAAUCUUAUCGUCAGUUGAAAGUAUUUGUUCAUUUGCCGAAAGUCUGAUCAUUUCAAGGACGUAUGUGCCUCCGUAAAUGGCCGUGACUUGAGUCCAAUCGCGUAUGUUGCUUUUUUAUCUCUGGCAUCUACAACGCGCGGUC
Molecule: messenger RNA, 881 nt
Organism: Bipolaris sorokiniana ND90Pr
Lineage: Eukaryota; Fungi; Ascomycota; Dothideomycetes; Pleosporales; Pleosporaceae
Exons: 3
Coding region: 180-473 (97 amino acids)
Source: RefSeq, a predicted model, not a curated record